AUGUUAAAAGAGAAACUGCAAGAAAUAAAGGAUUCAAAUACAAAUUUAUAUUAACAUUUGAAUAAUGUAUUGACUAAGAUAUUAUUGGAUAAUCCAAAAGUAUGAAUAUAUUAUGAGUUAUAAUUGUAGAAUGCUUUUGAAUUAUUUGAAGAUUAUUCAUUUUAAGUAAAAUCAAAUGGAUUCACAUUUGAUAAAUAUAAUGAAUUUGAUAAUGCAGAAAGAACAAAAGUUACUAUGGAUUAAGCUAUUUAAUAAAAGACAUUGAAACUAAUCAAUAAAAUUAAUCUUGGAACUGAUGAAGAACCUUAAGAAUCAACUUAAACUGGAUAUUUACCUAAUUUAACAGAAGAAUCAUAUUUAUAUGAAUGGGCUGGUAUUGGAAUUGAUGAGAAUUAUAAAAUAUUUAAAGCAUUGACAGUAAUUAUAUUUAAUUUAAUAUAUUAGUUAUUAUCUGUUACUAAAUAAGCAUCUAAACUUAGAUUUUGGGGUAAAAUUAUGGGAAGAGAUAAAGAUUAUUAUAUUGCUGAAGGAGUUGCUACAAGUACUGUUGAAGAUGGUGAAUUACCACCUGAAGUUGAACCAAGAGGAUCUGGUAUUAAUACUAAAUCAUAUUGGGCAUGCACUGAUAUAUUAAAUGAUAAAGAUUGGGUUGAAUUACCAUUGGUUACACCAUAAUAAAUCAAUAUAUCUAGAUAAAUUAAAUAUAUGUUUACAGGUAAUUUAGAAAGUGAUGUUAUCACUAAUCCUUAUUUCUUUGGAAAAGAAAAACAUUUAUUAAAAGCAUAAAUUGUUAGAAUUACAUAAUCUACUGUUAUUAUUCCAAAAGGUUAAUAUAUUUUAAGAGAAGGUGAACCAAGAGAAAUAGAUCCAGCACCUGAAUAUAAAUUACCAGGAUUUCAUGAUUUAAAAACAUUAAAUGAUUGGAUGCAUUUCAAUUAAAAUAUAUUAAAUGUAAAUUAUUUUAAUUAUUAUUAUUAAUAGUGUGGUAGAUUAGUACAUUUAAUACCAUCUGAAUUACCUGAAGGUGUUGAACCAGAAGCUUAUUAAAAAUAAAUAGAAGCUGCUGAUCCAUUUGAAAAUAGAUUAAAACCAAUUUCAAAUGAUAAAAUAUAAAAUAAUAAACCAGCUUGGAAAAUUAGAAUUGUUGGUGAUACAACUGAUUAUAAUCCUUUAGCCAAAGACACUAAUAAUAAAGUUAAUAAUGGUGUUAUUAUUAUUAAAUCUUUAGUUUGGCCNAAAAUUUUUGAUAAAUGUUAAAAGAGAAACUGCAAGAAAUAAAGGAUUCAAAUACAAAUUUAUAUUAACAUUUGAAUAAUGUAUUGACUAAGAUAUUAUUGGAUAAUCCAAAAGUAUGAAUAUAUUAUGAGUUAUAAUUGUAGAAUGCUUUUGAAUUAUUUGAAGAUUAUUCAUUUUAAGUAAAAUCAAAUGGAUUCACAUUUGAUAAAUAUAAUGAAUUUGAUAAUGCAGAAAGAACAAAAGUUACUAUGGAUUAAGCUAUUUAAUAAAAGACAUUGAAACUAAUCAAUAAAAUUAAUCUUGGAACUGAUGAAGAACCUUAAGAAUCAACUUAAACUGGAUAUUUACCUAAUUUAACAGAAGAAUCAUAUUUAUAUGAAUGGGCUGGUAUUGGAAUUGAUGAGAAUUAUAAAAUAUUUAAAGCAUUGACAGUAAUUAUAUUUAAUUUAAUAUAUUAGUUAUUAUCUGUUACUAAAUAAGCAUCUAAACUUAGAUUUUGGGGUAAAAUUAUGGGAAGAGAUAAAGAUUAUUAUAUUGCUGAAGGAGUUGCUACAAGUACUGUUGAAGAUGGUGAAUUACCACCUGAAGUUGAACCAAGAGGAUCUGGUAUUAAUACUAAAUCAUAUUGGGCAUGCACUGAUAUAUUAAAUGAUAAAGAUUGGGUUGAAUUACCAUUGGUUACACCAUAAUAAAUCAAUAUAUCUAGAUAAAUUAAAUAUAUGUUUACAGGUAAUUUAGAAAGUGAUGUUAUCACUAAUCCUUAUUUCUUUGGAAAAGAAAAACAUUUAUUAAAAGCAUAAAUUGUUAGAAUUACAUAAUCUACUGUUAUUAUUCCAAAAGGUUAAUAUAUUUUAAGAGAAGGUGAACCAAGAGAAAUAGAUCCAGCACCUGAAUAUAAAUUACCAGGAUUUCAUGAUUUAAAAACAUUAAAUGAUUGGAUGCAUUUCAAUUAAAAUAUAUUAAAUGUAAAUUAUUUUAAUUAUUAUUAUUAAUAGUGUGGUAGAUUAGUACAUUUAAUACCAUCUGAAUUACCUGAAGGUGUUGAACCAGAAGCUUAUUAAAAAUAAAUAGAAGCUGCUGAUCCAUUUGAAAAUAGAUUAAAACCAAUUUCAAAUGAUAAAAUAUAAAAUAAUAAACCAGCUUGGAAAAUUAGAAUUGUUGGUGAUACAACUGAUUAUAAUCCUUUAGCCAAAGACACUAAUAAUAAAGUUAAUAAUGGUGUUAUUAUUAUUAAAUCUUUAGUUUGGCCAGGAUUAGUAACUGUCUAUUCUGUAAUAAUCUAUUUUAAUUUAUAAUAGAACAAAGUAUUAUCACAAUUAUAUUAUGGUUAUGGAUUUAAGGCAACAAAUAAUCAUUUCUAUCCUAAAUAACCAUAAUAAGUUUAAUAAGAAUAACCAGAUCUUCCAGAAUAACCAGAACCCAAUUUCCCAGCUGAAGUCCCUUAAUAACAAUAAGAUUGAUC
Messenger RNA from Paramecium pentaurelia, 2698 nucleotides. The record is from the annotation of a GenBank genome assembly. Lineage: Eukaryota; Ciliophora; Oligohymenophorea; Peniculida; Parameciidae.